AUGGAUAAUCCAGUGGGUGUACCGAGCUCUCAUACUAGAGAGCACACUGCAAGACGUGAGCAUGAGAGGACCGAAUCUAGCUCAACGUCGCCGCAGCGCUCCCGACGGCCAGGCGGCUCAACGCAAAAAGCAACCCUGUCAAAGGCGCUACAAAAGGCGAACACUGCAGUAUUGCUGGACAAUGCAGCUAAUUUUGAAGGUGCUAUCGAAGCCUACCAGGAUGCAUGCGAAUUGUUACAGCCGAUGAGUGGAGAUAGUAUUGAACGACGUGAGGAUUCACAACCAGUUGAGGCGGGCUUUGAAGAUGAUGGCGCGAGAAGCACUUCUGCCGGGGAAGAAGAAGAGGAAGAGGAGGAAGAGGAAGAGAUCGAUGAUAAUCAGUCCCAUGUGCCUGAUUAUGAUACCACGCCUUUGCAAUCUUCCUCGCACGAAGCAUUACUAGGCCUUGCGUUGGAUAAUUCAAAUCGAGACACGGAUAGAUUCACGCCGAUGCAGGAAGAUAGCGAGCUUGCAAAGGAUUUCAUACCGCGUCUUUCUCCUCGCCACAAUUUCUCUUCCGAUGCAGAUAUUUCCCAACAUAAUACUGAAGCACAGGUUUCGAAAACACUUGGAUUGCAUACCUCGGAAGGGGAAGCUCCCACGAACGACCAAUCAACGUCAUGGUUAGAUACAAUCGAUGAAUCUGGGGCUUCAUCGCCUGCCUCAACGCAGACGAAAUUAUCCCUAUACAUAGGCAGCACUCACUCGCAUAACGCAAGUAACGGCACCGAGGCAGAUUUUGACGCUGCGCUAGACGCGGCAGUAGAAGCGGCCUAUGACGAGGGAUUGGAGCCUGCUCUUAACCAGAAGGAAGGCUUUUAUGAUGAUAAUGAUGACGACGAUGAUUAUGAUCACGAUGAUGUAGUAUCAAACGCCAGAAGGAACAUUGAAAUUGCCAAGCAACGAGUCCGAGAGGCUGAGAGAGAAGCCCAGGCUGUUAUGGCACGACAAAUGCAUGGCCAAGCCGUGAUGGCCCACAACGAUAAUCUUGACUCGGAUUAUAUUGAUGAAGAGGCUGAAGAGGAGGAGCGGAUACUAGAAGAGAUGACCAAAGGCUAUGUUAUGGACGAUCUUGAGUUCAAUCUCCAUACAAAAACUGCAUUACCUCGACAAUCGGACUCAAGUACCAUCUCUGGCAGAACAUGGGGCAGUUCGGUUACAUCGAAUUCAGCUACUGCGGGCACGCCCCUUUCGACAUUGACGGAAGAAGGAGAUUUCACGCCUUCUGAUGCAGCAGUUCCAAACAAGCGACUUCCGCCGAUCCCCAAGAUACCUACGGGAGGUGGUGGUGCAUCGGGUCCUGUACAGCAAAAUACCUCAAUCAUGUCGCCAUCUGGCGGCGUACGGGCUCGCCGUUUCUCUAGGUCGAAUGCGAAACAGCUGAAAAUCGAUACUAAGCGCAUUCCAACGGGCUUUGAAACAUCCAAAAAGGAGCCCUUUUCCGCACAACCCGCACAACCUCCCUCACCCGUGCUGUUAGAUGAGCCAAAAACUAGUCUGCCCAUAUUAACCAGUACAGCACACAGUGGCACUUCUGAAAGAAAUGCUGCAUUUGAUAAUCCAAGAGGAGAACAUUAUGAUACGGGUUUAACGAAAGUACGCACCCAGGACAGUGAUGCCGUGGAGCGAUCCGCGCCACCCUCACCUCCUCGACACAUUCAUAAAAUCAUUUCUGGACCGGGCAUGCUUCGAAAGAAUACUUCAUCAUCUAGCCUAGGGGGGCUGAGAGGUAGAGGGAUAUCUAUAUCUACCCCCGAUACUUCAACAGAUUCACCAAACACACCUUCUGGCAGCUACUUUCCGCCCUUUGAUUUGCAACGGAAUCUUGUCUCAACCGGAACAUCAUACCCAAGAAGUUUGCACCUAUUUGAUAAUGAAAUCCACUCGCCCACCACGCCUGGGUCUCCUAAUUUAGCAGCCACGAAUGCGCCUAUACCGCUGGAACCUUGUCCCGAGUCUUUUCUGUUGCGUCCUUUCUGGCUGAUGCGUUGUCUGUACCAGACGCUUGCACACCCUCGUGGUGGAUAUCUUUCUACCAAGCUGUUUAUACCCAGAGAAAUAUGGCAAGUAAAGAAUGUCCGGAUUAGAGCUAUGGAUGAUAAAAUCUCACUAUGCGACUUGUUGACGGCGGCUCUACUUAAAGUCGCCCAAGUUGAUAAAUAUGACGCAGAUGCGGUCUUGGAAGAGAUGCAAACUUUCGAGAAUAUAUUGGACCAAGCGCAGGCUACAUUCGCAAGGAAGCUUGGCAACGAGGUGGGAGUUCAUGGCGCACUCCCGCUCUUCAAAAACAUAAAUAGCCCAGACGAGUCCCCUGUGCUUUCGGAGGGUUCGUUGUCAAGGAACUCGAGCCACCCUGGCAGAUCGUACCUUACGUCGUGGAGGAAACUGCGAUCCAAGAGCUCCACGACGACGAACUCGAGUAAUUUCAUAUCAUCGUCGACACCGAGAGACAGCGGGAAAGGAGGUCUCAGCAUGAAUACAUUGCCAAUGACAACGUCUUACCCAAGCGAGCGCUUUGCCAAGCGAGAUGUCAUGCAGCUUCAAUUUAAUGGGCCGAAUGCCAACUAUAUGGGAGCACUGGCGCGAUUGUUCGAUGCUGUUCAAGUUCUGGACCAAAUCGCGCGUCAAGUGGAGGAUCCCGGUCUAAAGCAUUCUUCACCUACUCACGUAGGCCUCGAAUUGAGCACUCGCCAUGCAGCAGAGUUUUUUGGAUUUUAUAUCUGCCGGUUUGCGCUGAACGACGUGGGCUUGCUACUCGAUAAUCAACAAAACACCACGCGUCGUCGCAUUCAACGUCUGGCAUUAACAUCCCACUUUGUGCUCAUUACUCCAUCUACUGCACGCAAUAUCGAUCAUUUCUGCCUACGACAGUCACCCUGCGAACGAAACAUACAAACCAAACCCAUGCCACGCCCUCCUGCCCGACGAACUCGUACCGUGCGCCAGCCGCCGGCAGACGUUCCUAGCAGACCAGUCAACAAGAACAAUGGCGAUGCGCAGUCCAAUACCGAAGCGAAGAAGCGAGUCACAACGCCUCGGCGGGCUGGCAAUAAUGACGAGCAGGGCGACUUGACGCCCACUGGGAACUCCAACGAGAAUGCCAUCGCAUCGUCGCCGGCGGAAAACACCACAACUACAAGUAUCCGACCGCCGACUCGCGCGCGAGGCUAUUCAGCAACAUUGUCUCUUGUUGGACGAAAGGGAGAGUUCAAUUCGCGCAUUGGUAGCACUCCUGGCUUCGAAAGCUCGAUCCUGAGCAACUUCAAGCGAAGAACAAGACAGCCUAGCUUGCUCCAGAUGAUGCAGGCUGAUGAUGACUCGUCGGACUUUGAUGACGAUGAUUUUCUGGGCGGCCUUAGUAGCCCCCAGGAUGAAUCAACUCCGCUGAAUGCUACUUCGCGAGCGCCGAUUGUCGAUAGUCAGUUGGCGGUGUCUCCUUCUCGUCCGCCAGUCGUAGCGUCUCCAUCCUCUAGGGAGUCCAGAAAGAGAAAGCGCCAGUCGCAGGAGGCUCGCAACGACCAAGACUCGGCCAAUAGUCGAAGCAGUUCAUUGUCGACACUUACCCGAGUUCCGGAGACGCCCUCGGUCAGAGAGUCUGUUGAUCCACCAAGUACAACCAUGGCUACCCCUUUAAGUACCGACACAACUAGUCCUACACGGCUGGGUCUGGACAGUCAAGUAAAACAGUCAACGACCUCUGAGGGAGCAGCAGAUCCCUUACCAAAGGUCACGACAUUGAAUAUACAAGCUAAAUUUCUCCCGCAGCGUCGAAUCCGCCAUCUCCAGCGCGCAGACGACAGCGACGACGCCGAGUCAGCAAACGAAGAUACAGAUGAGGAUGAAUUAAGCAGGGCAGUUAUGAGGCGGCCUCAGAGACCACGGAAGAAGGGCUUAUCAAAUGCUACAUCAGACAAUACAAAUACAAAGAAGGGAAGCAACAGCCAUGGCGGAAGGAAAAACAAGGGAAACGCCAAGGGUUCUCACGGCGAUGAUGACUUGCAAAGCAAGUCUCAGCGCACAUAUUCCCGCCAGAAACCACAAGCAUCGGACAAGGAGAAUCUCUUCUCUGACGACUCCUCGGCCCUCUCAUCACCACCGCCGUCCGAGGAUCUCGCUACUCCGCCACACAGCUCGACGAAGAGGAUAUCCAGCCGCGAGUUGCAGCAACAAGCGCUAAAAUUCGCAGAGGUGGAUAAGUGGGAAAUGGAAUUCGAGGAAGUCUCGUUUUCUGAAAACAGUCCUUCACGAUGA
This is a messenger RNA of Talaromyces atroroseus, 4290 nucleotides long. RefSeq lists its product as hypothetical. Bases 1 to 4290 code for a protein of 1429 amino acids. The record is from RefSeq and is a predicted model, not a curated record. NCBI's taxonomy places the organism in Eukaryota, Fungi, Ascomycota, Eurotiomycetes, Eurotiales, Trichocomaceae. The transcript has 4 exons.